Messenger RNA from Scleropages formosus (Asian bonytongue), 3015 nucleotides. It is a transcript of the gene gtf3c3, whose product is annotated as general transcription factor IIIC, polypeptide 3. Gene Ontology annotation, molecular function: protein binding. The record is from RefSeq and is a predicted model, not a curated record. The coding region runs from base 165 to 2843 and encodes 892 amino acids. Gene Ontology annotation, biological process: transcription by RNA polymerase III. Lineage: Eukaryota; Metazoa; Chordata; Actinopteri; Osteoglossiformes; Osteoglossidae. The transcript has 18 exons. Gene Ontology annotation, cellular component: transcription factor TFIIIC complex.
UUAUUCCGGAAGCGGUGUUGCAGCGCCUCACGCUGCUAACAAAACAGUAUUUUCGGUUUGUUUUGGUGUCGGUUUUAAGCAGUUUGUUCCUAAUGUUUAUGACGGAAGCGGAACAUAUUGUCGGGGGAAAGAGUUUUAGCUGCAAUUAGCAGCUCGGUGCGAACAUGUCGGGCUUCAGUCCCGAGCUCAUCGACUACCUGGAGGGAAGGAUUUCGUUUGAGGAGUUCGAGCAGCGCAGGGAAGAACGCAGAGCCAAAGAGAAGGACGCGAGCGUCGGCGAGGACAAUGCGGAGCAGGAUUCGGAAGAGGACGACGGAGCCCUGUGCGAAGCAGCUGCUCCGCCGGGCACUUCGGGUACUACGGCAAGCAGCGAACGCCAAACUGAUGAGGGAGUGAGCCCCUCUGUUCAGAAGGCCUUCGCCUCCAUGCUCGGAGAGCCGGCGAGGAAGGCGCGGCAAGACGACGAGCAUCCGGAUGAGGACGUGGACGACACGGAGGUGCUCUCGGCGGGAGACGUGUUUGCCCUGGAGAUGAAGCUCAACCGUGAGAACAAGAAGAUGAUGAGGGAGCGGCGUCAUCGCAGCAAACUCCCUCGAGCACUACGAGGACUGAUGGGGGAGGCCAACAUUCGUUACGCACGUGGGGACAAGGAGGACGCUAUCAUGAUGUGCAUGGAGAUUAUCAGACAGGCACCCUUGGCUUAUGAGCCAUUUUCCACCCUGGCUAUGAUUUAUGAGGACCAAGGAGACAUGGAGAAGUCCCUACAAUUUGGCCUGAUCGCUGCACACUUGAACCCCAGUGACUGUGAUGAGUGGGUCAAGCUGGCUGAUAUGUCCUUGGAGCAGGACAACAUUAAGCAGGCCAUAGUAUGCUACUCCAAGGCAAUUAAGUAUGAUCCCAGUAAUGUGCGUUACCUCUGGGAGCGCUCCAGCCUCUACGAGCAGGUGGGGGACCACAAGCAAGCCAUGGAUGGAUACCGCCGCAUUCUCAACCUCCUUCCCUCUUCCGAUGGAGAACAGUUUAUGCAGCUGUCACGAGACAUGGCCAAGAGCUAUUAUGAGACCAGUGACCUACAGGCAGCUAUCGGUGUGAUGGAGGAGGCCAUGAACCGACAUCCGGGCCUAGUGACUCAUGAGUGCGUGAACAUGGCUGCGGAACUCUACAUUGCAAGCCACGAACACAAAAAAGCUCUACAGGCACUGCUACACUUUUGUGGGAUUGUACUGGAGAGAAGCAGCUCUAAGCAGACUGUCGAAGGACAACAGGAAGACCGUAAUCAAACAGAUGAGGAGAAAAAAAACGAAGAGGAGGGGGAAGUGCAGUGGGUGCACAUUCCACAUGAGGUCCCCAUUGACCUCAGAGUAAAGCUUAUGGUCUGUCUGAUUCAGCAGCACAUCUUCAAGCCUCUUGAUCCGAUGUUAACGGCACUGAUGGAGCAGAGCCCAGAGGAGUUUGGGGAUCUUUACUUGGACGUUGCAGAGGCCUUCCUUGACGAGGGGAAGUAUAGCUCUGCGCUGCCCUUGCUGUCAGCACUCGUGUGUUCCGAGAGAUACAACUUGGCCGUAGUCUGGCUAAGGCACGCAGAUUGUUUGAAGGCUCUGGGACACAUGGAAGUUGCAGUGAAAAGCUACACCAAGGUAGUUGAGAUGGCUCCUUUGCACUUGGAAGCACGCCUGUCGUCGUCUACUCUGCAGCAGCAACUGGGAAACCCAAGUGGUGCCCUGAAGGCUCUGGAGCCUAUGCAUGACUCCGAAACUCUGGCAAAGGAUUCUGCCGCCACACAACAGGAGCUCAAGUUGCUACUCCACCGCUCCAUUUUGCUGCGUUCCCAAGGCCGUGUCGAUGACUACCUGGAUGCCAUUCUCACUAUGCUAGCAAUGUUGCUGAAGGUGGCCAUGAACCGCGCUCAGGUGUGUCUGGUCUCUAAGAGCACUUCUGGAGAGAAACAUUUGUACCUCAUCAAAGUGUGUCGUGAGAAGAUCUCUGAUAUCGAAGACCAGGAGGCUGCGUACCUUGAUGUUAUAGGCAAGACCAGUGUUCUGUCACGGGACGACUGGUGGCAGCUCUUGUUGCGAUGUAUCUGUGUUCUAAGUGAGCAACAGCGCUUUGGGGAGGCCGAACUUCUGGUGGACUCAUCUCUCGAAUACUAUUCUUUCUACGAUGAUCGUGAGAAAAGGAAGGAGCUCGAGUACUUUGGCUUGUCUGCUGCCAUCUUAGAUCGCAACUUCCGCAAGGCAUACAACUACAUCAGGCUGAUGCUGAUGGACAGUGUUGACCGGCCACAGCUAUGGAAUAUCUUCAACCAGGUGACGAUGCAUUCCCAGGACGUGCGACAUCACCGCUUCUGCCUUCGACUUAUGUUGAAGAACCCCGAGAAUCACGCACUGUGUGUUUUGAACGGCCACAACGCCUUUGUGUCGGGGAGCUUCAAGCAUGCCCUUGGGCAGUAUGUACAGGCUUUUCGGGCCCAUCCCAGUGAACCUCUUUAUUGUCUGUGUGUCGGUCUUACCUUCUUCCAUAUGGCAUCACAAAAGUUUGUGGUGAAAAGGCACCCACUUCUCAUUCAGGGCUUUUCUUUUUUAUGGCGUUAUUUGGAGUUGCGCGGACACUGCCAGGAGAGCCUCUACAACAUGGGCCGUGCGAUGCAGCAACUAGGCUUGGCCCAUCUCGCCAUCCAUUACUACCAGAAGGCCCUGGUCUCUCCUGUGCCUGCAUCAGAGGGCAUGGAUGAUGACCAGGUGGACCUGCGCAGGGAAAUAGCGUAUAACCUCUCUCUCAUAUACCAGAGCAGUGGCAACAAGGAGAUGGUGCAGCACCUCCUCCGCUCUUACUGUGUUGUCUGAAAGGCUGUGUGUGGCUCUUUCGCACUUUGUCUAAAUACCGGGUUCAUUUCAUCACCCCCUCCUUUCCAUUUCAUAGCUGUGUCAUCUGCCUAGUCAGAGCCCAUCUCUCACAACCCCACACUUUAUAAAAUGGCUUGGGUGGGUAGAAGAAGGGUCUGGAGCAAAUAAAAGA